AUGAGAGCCUGGGUGUCCGGUCUUGCUAGACGGCAAAGGCUAUCCUGCCCUUCACCUUCGAAAUCUCGUCUCCAGGAGGUCGACUGCACAAGACCAGAUACGAUCCGGCUGCCAUCAGUCAGAACCGAGACCCCCUACCGAGCGGAGCCUCACACUCUGCCAACCGCAAUCGUCGACGAAUCCAGCAUUGCCUUCUCAGGGAGAGUGGCAUUGGUUGCGAGGAUGCCGAGAAGAUUGCCUAUUCCGUGGAUCGACUCGGACAGUAAUCUGCACUGGUACGACCCAGAGACCGGCUAUGAUAGGGGGAGCUACGAUGAUGAUCAAGGUACCAGCUACAAGAAGACUCCCAAUUCCAAAGGACACUCGGUAAGGUUCUCAGGGCCGACGAGAGGAGGUUCUAGUACGAGUAGUGAUCGUGGCCGCGGCCGGCGUAGGCGGAGAGGAGACCAUCCCGAAUCGCGCGCCCUCUCGGCCGUCUUCUCUGGCGUCUAUCCCCGCGACCGUCGACACCGCAACUUGGAGAGCCGCUCGGGUAUCAGCAUCGGAGGUCCUUUUUACGACGAAGACCACGACCGCUGGGACUACGACUUCGGCCGCUCCAGCGGUCCGCCGAGGCUCGAGGACUGUCCGCAUGGCGAAGUGGAGGUCGUGUGUGAGUACUGCAAUGACGGCCAUGGACGUCAUGCUAUGUUGGCGACUUUGACUACGACUUCUACAACGAGUGCCCAGCGCCUCGACACCAACACGGCCGGUCCUCCUCAAGCAGACGUCGACGCCGCCGUCCUGGUCCGCCUCGGGGCGAUCUGGGUCGCGAUCGCCGCCACAGCUCCUGCGGCCUCGAGCCCAUGUACGACGGUUUGGUUUUACAUGAUUUCGGGUAUCAUCCUGACUUCAUUUAUGAUUACGAUGACGACUUUGAUUAUGAUUAUGAUUUUGGCGACGGCGACCCCCAUGGGAGGCGCAGGAGAAGAGGAAGAAGAAGAGGAUCAAUAA
Cladophialophora bantiana CBS 173.52 is the source of this 993-nucleotide messenger RNA. RefSeq lists its product as uncharacterized. Bases 1 to 993 code for a protein of 330 amino acids. The record is from RefSeq and is a predicted model, not a curated record. The transcript has 3 exons. NCBI's taxonomy places the organism in Eukaryota, Fungi, Ascomycota, Eurotiomycetes, Chaetothyriales, Herpotrichiellaceae.